Verticillium dahliae VdLs.17 is the source of this 1692-nucleotide messenger RNA. Its product is annotated as aminodeoxychorismate synthase. The record is from RefSeq and is a predicted model, not a curated record. Gene Ontology annotation, biological process: L-tryptophan biosynthetic process. NCBI's taxonomy places the organism in Eukaryota, Fungi, Ascomycota, Sordariomycetes, Glomerellales, Plectosphaerellaceae. The transcript has 2 exons. The coding region runs from base 1 to 1692 and encodes 563 amino acids.
AUGAGGCCGCAGAUCCUCUUCCUCGAUGCCUACGACUCCUUCACCAACAACAUUGUCUCGCUGCUGACGACGCUGCUCGACGCCGACGUCCACGUGCUGCCCAUCGACACGCCUCUGCUCGACCCUCAAUCCCCCGACUUUGCCCAUGCCUUUGGCCGGGAGCUGGCUCACUACCAUGCCGUCGUCUGCGGGCCCGGCCCCGGCUCGCCCGACCACGAGGCAGACGUAGGCCUCAUCCGCGCCAUCUGGGCUCUCGGCCACGACGAUCUGCUGCCUGUGCUCGGCGUCUGUCUCGGCUUCCAGUCGCUCGUGCUCAGCGCCGGCGCCCGUGUCCGCCGUCUGCGUCGCGGUCUGCACGGCAUGGUGCGCCCCAUUGACCACCACAAGCCCGCCGCCGUGGCGCGCAAGCUCAAGGGCGACAUGUUCCACGCCGUGCCGCCGUUCAGCGCGACGCUCUACCACAGCCUCUGCGCCGACGUGGGACAGGACGCCGUGCCGGCGGCCGCGUGGCCUGCGCGCCGCUGGGAUGCGCCGAGCGUUGCCCCCGACCUGCUGCCCUUGGCCUGGGCCAGCGAGGACCGAGGCGACCGCGAGGCCAGCGAGAGGAUCCUCAUGGCCGCCAGGCACCGCGCCAAGCCCUUCUGGGGCGUGCAGUACCACCCCGAGUCGGUGUGCACGCACGCCGCCGGCCACGCCGUGCUCCGGAACUGGUUCCGCGAGGCCAUGCGCUGGAACGCCGAGGCCCAGCGAGACGUCGUCACGGCCAGCGACGGCAGGCCCCUUCUCGCGAGACAUGCCACGCGGCCGAGCCUCCUCUCCCAAGUCCGUCGCCUCGCCGACGAGCACGCCGCCUCGGUGCCGUGGACCGAGACGACGUCGCCGCUCGCCACCGUCGGGCUCGACUGCGCCUACACGCGCAAGACGCUGGCGCUGCCGCCACACCUCGGCGUGCCCGACCUCGUCGAGAUGCUGCGCCGCGGCACGGCGGCCUCGUCCGAGCACAUCAUCCUCGACUCGGCCAACGCCGACAAGCUCGCCAGCGGCGCCGCCGACGUGCGCGGCCGCUACAGCAUCAUCGCUCUCGACGGCACGGUGCGCAAGUCGGCGGCCGUCGCGACGCUCGCCGCCGCCGAGGCCAUCCUGCACGUGCCCAAGGAGGAGGCCGAGAACCUCAUGAUCGUCGACCUCGUGCGCCACGACCUGCACGGCGUGUGCGGGCCCGGCCGCGUCGCCGUGCCGCACCUCAUGCGCGUCGAGGAGUACGCCUCUGUCUUUCAGAUGAUCACCGUCGUCGACGCCCGGCUGCCCGAACGCCGUCGCGGCCCGAUACAGCCGCAGGCAGAUGCCCCCCACACGGGCCUCGACGUGCUGGCGGCGAGCCUGCCGCCGGGCAGCAUGACGGGCGCGCCGAAGAAGAGGAGCUGCGAGCUGCUCGCCGAGCUCGAGGGGCGCGAGCGGGGGCUGUACUCGGGCGUCAUCGGGUACAUGGACGUCACGGGCCGCGGCGACUGGAGCGUCACCAUCCGGACCAUGUGGCGGUGGGACGACGAGGAGGAGGGCGAGGAGGGCGAGGGGGGCGACGUCUGGCACAUUGGUGCCGGCGGCGCCGUGACGAUCCUCAGCACGCCCGAGGGCGAGACGGAGGAGAUGUUCACCAAGCUGGCGGGGCCGCUGGGCGUGUUUUCGCAGUAG